AUGCCGAAUCCUCGUAAGAAGGUGCCUAUCCUGGAGCUGGAUUUAACCCCUUCCUCCCUACAUCUCCUGAAAAGGGCUCACCUGCAGCAGCAUUGCAAGAGGCUAGGUCUGAGUGCAGGGGGCAAGAAUACUGAUCUUCUACAGAGGCUGCAGGAUUAUUUAAAACAGACAUCAAAAGGUGGUCAGUCACCGAAAACCCCUCCACCUGGCACACCAGAGGACAGGAGCACACCUGAGGCACAGACAGGGGGUAGAGGCUGGUGUGUUAUCCAUGGGUUGCAGCUAACAGUGGAUCGCUGGACACAACUAACUCUUCGGUGUGGGCGUGUCUGUGUGGCCAUUGGUAAUUCCUAUGUACCGCUUCACCUUACACCUUCAUCUUUGCCCACACCCCCUGGUCUCAUGGACAACCUCGUCUGCAAGGAAUGCUUGGAGAGGAACCAGGAGAAAGAGUCUCGUAUUCAGCAGAAAUCUACAGCUCAAGAUAAAUCCUAUCCCCCUUCUGGGCAAAUGAGAAAAUCCAUGGUCAGCAAUAACUCACGCUCCUGCAAUAAGUCUAGCAGAUUUCAACCUCAAGAGGACCCCGAAUAUGCACGAAAGGUGGACGAACUCCUUUUGAAGAUGGCAUCAGGGCAGGUUGAUUCUGAUAAAGUUUUAGGAUCCAUGUGCCCCACUGUUGUUCACUCUCCACUUGGAAAGCAGGAGUGCAGCUAG
This is a messenger RNA of Bombina bombina (fire-bellied toad), 714 nucleotides long. RefSeq lists its product as uncharacterized. Gene Ontology annotation, molecular function: chromatin binding. Gene Ontology annotation, biological process: system development. Gene Ontology annotation, cellular component: nucleus. The coding region runs from base 1 to 714 and encodes 237 amino acids. Lineage: Eukaryota; Metazoa; Chordata; Amphibia; Anura; Bombinatoridae. The transcript is spliced from 8 exons. The record is from RefSeq and is a predicted model, not a curated record.